Messenger RNA from Exophiala xenobiotica, 1983 nucleotides. RefSeq lists its product as uncharacterized. NCBI's taxonomy places the organism in Eukaryota, Fungi, Ascomycota, Eurotiomycetes, Chaetothyriales, Herpotrichiellaceae. The record is from RefSeq and is a predicted model, not a curated record. The transcript is spliced from 4 exons. The coding region runs from base 1 to 1983 and encodes 660 amino acids.
AUGUCGGUAAUUACAACGGACUCGCUCAGUCGCCUUCAUAUCAAGUACAAACGACGUCUCAAUACGUUUGCAGGGCCGUUCCUGUGGGAGGCAAGAUGUUCCUGGCUUCUCCACGAGACAGUGCAGGAGUAUGUGAGGGGAGGAGAAGGUGCUUCUGUCGACUGCGGCCUCGUGCUUCGCGACGAUUACGACCCACUCUUAACAAAGUCACCCCUGGAAAAACUGAGCGCCGUGACCGAAGAUGAUAAAGGACACGGUCUGCUCCUCGGUCUGGACAUGAAAACUAUCCGGCCUCUGCCCACUCCAUCAUACCGGGGUAGUGUCUACUACUAUCAAAUCUCUAUGAAAGAGGGACAAAAUCAGUGCGCUGCCUUUAUGGUGCAGAACCCUUCGGCACCACAGUGGGUUGCAUUUGUUCCAGCAUUCUACAUCCACCGGUGGAAGGGCAAAGGAAAGACUGUCAGCAGCAGCGGAGAAACCCACGUCUAUUUCCCGGAAAUGCCGUUGUCGGAUCGACCCACCGAACCCUUCCCAAUGCCCCUGGGCGCCUUUCGUACUGCCAUUGCCCAUGCUCCCAGAGGCGAUACGCUCUCUCUUGGCCUACCACCACGACAAAAGCAAACGGUGGUCCAAUCCAUACAACGGGAUCACUCCAAAGUUUCUGAUUUCGACGUGCUCAAAACCCUGCGGCAGACUUUCAAUAGGUAUUCGACGUCGUACCGCUUUGAAGAACUCACUUUACGACCAUCCGUGGGUGAUUUCAAGAUCGUAUAUACUGGGAACUCUCGCCAAUGUAUUGUCGUUGAACUGAAACGAGGGCUCAUGAGAAUGCUUCCUUCUGGGAUCGCCCAUCACGAAGCGUUUCAGACAGAAGAUCGUCCGGGUGAACCUAGACCCCUCUUUUCUCCAUUCACCUGCUGGGACUGUUUGCUCAGCGUAUCAGACAAGCGAGAUUGGGCCCUUUUCAUUCCGCAGGACGAAAUCCCUGAACCGUGGUUUUACGCAAAGAGACAUCAACGCUUACUUCUUCCGGCCCACAUCGUCGCCAAGUAUAGGGUCACAUGGAGUCAAAAAGCGACAGAGCAAACCGUGCGAGAUAUCGAAAGAUUACUGGAUAUGCGCCGAGGGCAAGGGUUAAUGGGUUCCACAACACACAGACCUUUUGUUCCUGGGAUGGAGGACCGUAUUGGGUGGCUGCCGGACAAGGAGAAAGAACCGGAGACAUCGUCGCUGAAUCCCGCAAAACCACUGAUCGGGACUGGACCGCGAUGGUCGCGCAGGCAAUAUGAAGCCGCUCAGACAGCUUGGUUGAGGGUCUUGUGUGAGAAAAAGAAAUACGGAGCCGUCUACGACCUUGGAUAUCACCCUUCUGGCACACAUGUAUUUGUGGCCGGCAAGUGGCAAGGACAACAACCUCCCAGCCUCAUCUGCGACAUUCCACCACAUGCACGAUUGCUCUUUCUGAACUUUGCGCAGGCCAGGAGUAUCGAACAGAUCGGAAUCUGCGACCGACGACGCCAAGUACAGUUCUUGCAUGCCACGCAUGGUCUGAGCCCAUCGAUCUACAUUAUCAGCCCAUACCCCCGGGAGUUCGAAGGCUUGAACCUCUACCGAUACGUGGUGCCAUCAGAGAUCAUCGCCGAGGACGACGUGCGUGAGGAGCUCAACCAGAAAGCCAUCGACGCCGCUGUUGGGUGGUCAAAAAUAACGCGAAAUGCCCGCCCCAUUGUUGACCGAGACAAAUACUUCGUGGCAACGUUUGCGGUGCGUGAGGACGACAUCGUCGACCAGUUUCGUCGCUUUGCUGAAGCUCGCCCGGCAACAUCUGAGACCAGCCCUACAAGCCUACAAGCGGCGAACCCUAGGAAGUACUUUAGCACUCAGCGCGAAGCACUCAGGCAGUUCAUACCAUAUCAAAUGGGUCGAGUGGAAUUCUUACGGGUGGUCGAAGCUGCAGAAGACGAGACGAUAGAUGAUGUCUAG